AAUAGUCGAAAAAAAAACACAUACGCACGCACGAACGGGAGAAAGGCCUGUGCAGAAAAGAGUUCGGAACGAAUUCUGUACAUUUGGGAAGAAAAACGGUAAAAGCUGCACAUUUCCAACGUUUGUACGUGCUACACUAGGAAGCAGCAGCUUUUAUCGGUGUAGUUCCCGCUCGUGCGUUAACGCUGUCGCAACGAAAAGCCAACUUUUUGCCAGUGCGAUUGUGUACAAGUGAUUGUAGUUUUCUUCGGCCCCAUUGGCCAACAACACAAGGGGGAAAACAUCAUCACCAUCAUCAUCGUCGUCAUCGCUGAAAACAAGGGCAACUUCCAAACGGCAGUCCCUUCUAGCAGUACGCGACGAUUUCCUCUCGCUUCGUUGCUGUGGACGGCGCGCACUCGCAUUUCACGGCCACCAACAUGUCGAUGUGUACCGUUUCCUGAUAGUACGCUGCGUCUGUUUAGUAGAGCAGGUGGUGUGCGGACGUGUACGUGGUGGGUUCCGUGGGAAAGGGCCAGUUAAUGAGAGCAUGAUGUGCACAUAAUGAAGAUACGCAGCUAUGCUGACCCGUGGUUGCUGUGCUUGGACGGUGAAAGAAUCAAUCAGCAGCGGUGCUGCGACAGGGGUGGGGGGUUAGUGCGUGGAGCCGACAAGGUGGUGGUCAGUGCGGGGCUGUUGGUGAUGGUCGUGGACCUAGAACAAAAAACCGCCAGGAAAACAGCGUAGCGCAACACCGAGCGCUAUAUCGCCUCGACCAGCUCAGCUCCACACUGCUGGCACACGUAUCAGCUUCUCGAACGAAUGUGUAGUAGCAGCUUCUAGCGGAGUUGGAGCAAAUGGUCGCAGCAGCUAAACAAACACGCGUAAACCCAUAGCAUUUGCUAGAUUGUGCCACCCACCGCACACGUAUUCCCGUCCCGGUGACAACGAGUGAAUUGAAACAGUGCAUUCUUCGGCUCGUAACAUUCCCGCGAGGAAAACUCCCAAACCAACGUACUCCUGGCUAGAGCGUACGUAAACAACCGGAAAAGUGUGUUCCCCCUUUGAUCGGGAGGAGCCGCGCCAAGUAGUGGCCAACGCGGUGCGAGUGUGCAGUAGCAGCGUAUAGGACACCUGCAAUACAACAAAAUGCGGACAGUAAAGACUGGAGGUGGCACUACCUCGCGAGAGCUGCUCACCUUCAUCGCGAUGGUGACGAGUGUGAUGCUCGGGUUGACGGCCCUUUCGAUGGCCCUGGCUGAACAAAUGCCAACCGUUCCUACGCACAACAUGUCCAACAAGGAGCGAAACGAGCUUAAAGAGGAAGCCAGGGAAAUGUUUUACCAUGCGUACCGGGCGUACAUGGACAAUGCCUAUCCGGCGGAUGAGCUGAUGCCGCUGAGCUGUACCGGGCGUUACCGCGGUGUCACACCGUCCCGUGGCGACCUGGACGAUACGCUCGGGAACUUUUCCAUGACCCUGGUGGACACGCUGGAUACGCUGGUGGUGUUGGGCGAUAUAGAAGAGUUCGAACAUGCCGUCAAGCUGGUGAUCAAGGAUGUAAAGUUCGAUAACGACAUUAUUGUGUCGGUAUUUGAAACUAAUAUUCGUAUGAUCGGUGGUCUUCUGUCCGGACACAUCCUCGCGGAGUAUGUGCAGAAGCAGGCCGAUGUGAUGACGUGGUAUCGUGGCGAGCUGCUUGAAAUGGCGAAAGAUUUAGGCUAUCGGUUACUGCCGGCAUUUAACACUUCCACGGGUAUACCGCAUGCGAGGGUAAAUCUUAAGCACGGCAUGAAGGUUGAAGCGCUGCGACAUUCACGCGAAACUUGUACCGCUUGUGCCGGAACGAUACUGCUGGAAUUUGCCGCCCUCUCCCGGCUUAGUGGUGAACCCAUCUUUGAGGUGAAAGCACACGCCGCCAUGGACGCACUGUGGAAGAUGCGGCACCGCAGCUCGGAACUGAUGGGUACGGUGCUUAAUGUACAUUCCGGCGAUUGGAUACGGCGCGAGUCGGGUGUGGGUGCCGGUAUCGAUUCGUACUACGAGUACUGCCUCAAAUCGUACAUUCUGCUGGGUGACGAGCGUUACCUGGCCCGGUUCAAUCGGCACUACCACGCAAUCAUGAAGUACAUCAGCCAAGGUCCGAUGCUGCUCGAUGUGCAGAUGCACCGGCCACACACCAAGACGCGUAACUUCAUGGACGCACUGCUGGCCUUUUGGCCCGGGUUGCAGGUGCUGUCCGGCGAUCUGAAACCGGCAGUACAGACGCACGAGAUGCUGUACCAAGUGAUGCAGAUGCACACAUUCAUUCCGGAGGCAUUUACGUUUGAUUUCCAGGUCCACUGGGGUCAGCAUCAUCUUCGACCAGAAUUUAUUGAAUCAACGUACUUCCUGUACCGAGCCACUGGUGAUCAUUAUUAUUUGCAUGCGGGCAAGAAAGCCCUGAAAGCCCUUCAGAAACAUGCCAAAGUUCCGUGCGGCUAUGCCGCGGUGAACGAUGUCCGCACGGGCAAACACGAGGAUCGAAUGGACUCGUACGUACUGUCGGAAACGUUCAAGUAUCUCUUCCUGCUGUUUUCGGAUCCGGCCGAUCUGAUCCUAAACAUCGAAGACUUUAUCUUUACAACCGAAGCUCAUCUGCUGCCACUAACGUUGGGCCAGCUGGGAAACCAUACCUUCAAUGGUGUGCGCGAUCAGGACGAGCAGGUGCAUAUGCUCGAUUACAUGCGGUCCUGCCCUAGCCCGAACAAGUUGUUUCCUGAAACAGUCCGGCGCCCACUCCGUGACCUCGUUACGGGAGUCUGUCCGCGCAUAUCGAGUGCCAAGCGACUUAGAGCGGCUGACUUUCAGGCAGGCAAUACGGAUCAUCUACGAACAGUUUAUGACAUGGGCAUUACGAUGGUUUCUCUAGGCGAGGGCAAGGUUCAGCUGCUGCACAGCUUUCACAAUGCCAAAUCACCCGAGGACGCCGAACGCGGCCUUAUCUUCAUGCAGGAGAUGGUGGAACUGUCGAACUCGAACUCCAUCCCCAACACGCAGCUGCAGGCAGUCGCAUUCCAGCGGGACGGUGAUCGAGAACUGCUCAUCCUCGAGGCCGGUCCCAGCCACUUCGGUAUGGAGCUGGUGAACGAUCUGUCCGUCGUGCAGCGUGCCGUCUUUGCGAAACCCGUCAAGGUUUGCAGUGCGCUGAAAAAUGCUGACGAAAUUCGUGGGAAAAUCGUCAUUAUCGAGCGAGGCGAGUGUACGUUCGUCGAUAAAGCGAGACGUGUACAGACGGCGGGCGCUGUGGCGGCAAUCGUGUUCGACAACACACCAAACACUUCGAUCAACAAUCAGCAAAUGUUUGCCAUGUCCGGCGACGGCCGGGACGAUGUGCAGAUCCCGGUGGUGUUUCUCUUCACCAAGGAAGCGGAACAGCUCAUCAAGGCCGUCCGAGAGCAGCCAAGCCUCGAGCUCACGCUAAUGUCCGUCACCGGGCUGAAGGAAAAGCUAGCGAAGGAGCAGCAGCAGCGAGCAAGCACAACGAAGACUGACACGAAAAGUAGUGACACUAAAGCGACGCCAUAGUAGUAGCAGAGCUAGUAGAGGGGAGAGCGAUCUAUGUUAGCCAACGAUAUUGCUGCCGUGGAACAGGCCGUUGCCUGUAGUGGACGGUGUGUGGGAACAACCCUUCCUUUGGACCUACCGUGUACCGCCCCGAUCUGGUGCAACUGCUCCCGAUCCAGUCACUUACAACAUUCUCACACACACACACACAGUGGAUACCGUUUCAGCAUGGAACGACGGAAUCAUACAGGCGCACAAGCGCAACGGGUUAGAUAGUAAUGAAUUUAUUAGCAAAUUGUCGUACCGUGCCGGGAGUGUGAUGCUCGCGACAGGAAGCGACGGACGCAUUUUCUAGGAAAAAAAACAGAAAAAAGGGCGCUAAGAAGAAAACGGUCCUUGAAGUUGAAGGUGGGGUUUAUUUUGAUACUACUCCUAGUACCGAGAUAGCAAAUGAGAAGGAAUCAAAGUGAGAUAAACCAAUGCCGGAUGGUUAAAGAAGAUUGUAUAGUUCGGAAAGAGAACGACAAUGCAUUCAGGUGCAUUAUAUUGUUCAUUUCUCACCCCGGAACAAAAAAAAAAAACAAAAAGUGAUACAUUAGUGUAUAGUAGUUAACUAAAGGAACGAAAAAUGGCAAACUAACGGAAAGAGAUGGAGAAGCAAGAUGGUAGAAGGUGUACAGACGACGUGUGGCAAGUGACGGCGGUAGUCCCGAAAUGGGGAAGUUAGUUUUGUGUUUUUUGAUCGAUAUAUUCAUUCCUUUUUCUUUCUGUGCAAUCAACAACUUAGCCAAUCUAUUGUUGCAAUUAAUGUUAUGUUCUUUCACACUAUUAUUCCACAUAUCGCAUUGCUACAUGUUCGAGCUAUUCUAGUUUAUGUUGUUAUACUUCUGUACGAUCGCUGAUGCGAAGAAGAAAACGAUUUAAAACAAAAGCUGCUGUAAAACUUUCUGUAAAUCACAAUCUAUUUCUAGUUAGUUGUUAAAACUGCUUAUAACUACAGAGAUAUGUAAAACCAAUUGGAAAAAUGAACCAGCAAGCCGGAAGCUUAUCGAUUGUGUUCUUGAAAAAUAGCCACCUCUCCUUUAGUAAGUGAUUUUGUAUACUCUGUGGUAGAAAAAAAAAACAAAUCUUCGCUUCAGUUUGCCUGCUUCUUCAUUCUUUGCUCAUAAACUGUUUUGUAUUUUCGUUUAUUCGUUGUACGAUUGAAGGAAAGCCGGAAGCGAAGCGAGAAGGUAGAGUAAUUGAAUUGAAACCAGCAGCUGAAAAUUUCGUUAUUCAAGCCGACGAGAUGCGAUUUAGAUGCGCAAGGUUGUAAAUAACUAUUUUCUACAAAUCCGGAAGCGUCCCAUGGUUUAUAUUGAGGUAGCGCGCGCAAGAAGGAAGUAACGUGGACGUAACUCACGCUAGACGUAAGUAGAUUAAAUUUCAUGAAACAUGUUGCAAUAUGAAACCGUGCAGGGUGGUAUAACUGAGCGUUAGGAUGUAAGAAAACACUCAAAAA
Messenger RNA from Anopheles stephensi (Asian malaria mosquito), 5026 nucleotides. It is a transcript of the gene Edem2, whose product is annotated as ER degradation-enhancing alpha-mannosidase-like protein 3. NCBI's taxonomy places the organism in Eukaryota, Metazoa, Arthropoda, Insecta, Diptera, Culicidae. The transcript has 12 exons. The record is from RefSeq and is a predicted model, not a curated record. Gene Ontology annotation, molecular function: calcium ion binding; mannosyl-oligosaccharide 1,2-alpha-mannosidase activity. Bases 1129 to 3546 code for a protein of 805 amino acids. Gene Ontology annotation, cellular component: endoplasmic reticulum; membrane. Gene Ontology annotation, biological process: carbohydrate metabolic process; endoplasmic reticulum mannose trimming; mannose trimming involved in glycoprotein ERAD pathway.